Molecule: messenger RNA, 1122 nt
Organism: Blepharisma stoltei
Lineage: Eukaryota; Ciliophora; Heterotrichea; Heterotrichida; Blepharismidae
Source: the annotation of a GenBank genome assembly
AUGUUUCAAAAUGAACUUGCAAAGGUAAAACUUCAUAAAAAAGAAGAGUUAUCACAAGAAAAAUCAAUAGCUAGAUUGAUAAAAUUUCUAAGUGCUAAUGAAAAAUCUCCUCUAAAAAAUUACCAUUGGAAAUCGCCAAAAGCUCUAACUCCCCCACCUCCGUGAGUGAACAAAAAAAUUUUGUUUACUCACGGAGGGGGUUAAUUUUUUUUAUAAAAAAUUUUUUUUUCGAAAUUCAAAACAAUCCUAAUUCGCAAAAUUGGAAAGCAAAUAUUAAUUUAACUCAUAAAAUUUAUGUUUUUAAAACGCAAUUUGUUUAAAAUUAAACAGAAUUAGCUCUAGAUUUCGUUAUGCUAAUUAUGACUUAUAUAUCAAAAUUUUUUUCCAUAAAACAUUUUUUCUAUUAAAAAAAAUUUUGUUCACUCACGGAGGGUAGGUUUUUGGGCAAAAAAUAGGGAUUUUUCCAAUGGUUUUGUUCACUCACGGAGGGGAGUAAGUAAACCACCAAUGAAUCUGCAAACGCUAAAUGACAAAGGAGUUGCUUUGCCCUCUUUAAGAAGCAUUGUUAAGCACAAAUUAUUUGACGCAAAUUAUCAAAGCCCUACAUUUUUGCUCAAUAAAGUAAGUUCCAUGCCUGAUUUCCGAAAAUUUAAAUUGAAGACAAAAAAGAGCCUCAAUGCAGCUGAAUUCGAAAACUAUACGAUAAGGCCUCAACUUUCUUUGAAAUCAAAAAAUAAGCCCAAAUGCUCAAAACAAAAAUUUAAUCCGAAAUUAUGCAUAUUAGGCAACACAAAACCAUUCAGUAUUAAUGAAGCUAGCAAACUAGAGAAUAGUGACGCUUUUACCCAGCCAAUAAGAGGUAAUAUAAAUAAUUUUCAAAUAACCCCAACCAUAAUGAAAUCUCAAGAUUUUGUUUUUCAGCCAGAACUUGAUAUGGUCCCUUUAUCCACCAAAUCUGAAAGCUUAAAGAAAAUUAAAGAAGUUAAAAAAUAUUCACGAAAAUUAAAAUUAGAGAGCCUUUCUUAUAACUCCAAGCCAAAGUUCCGAUCAAUACAGGUAGAGACUGAUUUUCAAGAUUUGCAUGGGUGGGCAGACAGUUCUUCACUAUCCAAAAGUAGAUAA